UGACGGUAGACUUCGAUUACGCAGCGCUUUAUUCCAGGGCGUUUGCGGGACUGUCACGGCUUUCCGCAUUCAAGACUCACCCUGGGCGGAUAAGUGCGGACGGACAUCAGCGGACAAUGGGCGUCGUUUCAGGAAGGUACCGCAAGUGCUCUCGGGUUAAGGACUCUGAUGACGGAAACUGAGCAAAGAUCGCAUGGAUCAUAAGAGCUCGGUUCUUGAAGGAAAGCAAAGUGAGCAGUCUUUCAAAGCUUGGUAGAUAAAGGCAGUCUCGGACCGCCCGGGUUAGAAUUAGCAAGCACACAGUUCUCUUCUCUGUCCAUAUCCACUGACUAUUCGACUCGACCUUCACGCAUCUCGAAUCAAUUGCACUCUACAAGCAUGGCACCUGCAGCAAUAUCGCCUCCCGGCUCCCCAGUGCCCUCCACCACUUCCUCCUCGGACUUCGCCUCAUACCGCGGGUAUCACCAUGUCCACUGGUAUGUCGGCAACGCCAAGCAAGCUGCUUCCUUUUACGUUGCCCGUAUGGGUUUCGAGCGCGUCGCAUACCGCGGGCUGGAGACUGGUUCCCGUGCAACCGCGUCCCAUGUCGUGCGCAACGGCAACGUUACCUUCAUCCUAACCUCACCACUUCGAUGCCUUGAGCAGAGGGACCGUUUCACCGAGGCAGAGGCAAGGCAACUUAGAGAAAUUCACGAGCACCAAGAACGCCAUGGCGAUGCUGUCAAGGAUGUUGCCUUCGAGGUUGACAAUGUCGAUGCCAUCUACAAUGCUGCUGUUUCCGCUGGUGGUGUUUCGAUUGCGGAGCCACAUGAUGUUACCGACUCUUACGGCACCGUUCGCCUUGCCACUAUCCGCACCUACGGCGACACAACACAUACUUUGAUUCAGAAGAACACAUACAACGGCAUCUUCCUGCCCGGAUACCGCCCAGAAGUCAAGGCUGCUGACUCCCUAAACCGCUUCCUCCCUGCCGUCACACUCGAGGCCAUCGAUCACUGCGUCGGCAACCAGGACUGGGAUGAGAUGGAGGACGCAUGUGACUAUUAUGAGAAGGUGCUCGGCUUCCACCGCUUCUGGAGUGUAGAUGACAAGGACAUCUGCACAGAGUACUCCGCGCUGAAGUCCAUCGUCAUGUCCUCGCCCAACGAAGUCGUCAAGAUGCCAAUCAACGAGCCCGCUAAGGGCAAGAAGCAGUCGCAGAUCGAGGAAUACGUCGACUUUUACGGCGGUCCAGGUGUCCAACACAUUGCGCUGCGCACAAACAACAUCAUCAACGCCAUCACAAACCUAAAGGCACGAGGCGUCGAGUUCAUCAAGGUCCCGGAGACAUACUAUGACAGCAUGAAGAUGCGUCUCAAGAAGGCCGGGCUCACGCUGAACGAGGACUUCGAGACACUGAAGAGCUUGGACAUCCUGAUCGACUUCGACGAAGGCGGCUACCUGCUGCAGCUCUUCACGAAGCACUUGAUGGAUAGGCCGACGGUGUUUGUCGAGAUCAUCCAGCGCAACAACUUCAGUGGUUUCGGAGCUGGCAACUUCAAGUCGCUGUUCGAGGCCAUCGAGAGGGAGCAGGAGCUUCGUGGUAACCUGGUUUGAGCGAGCUAAUGGUAAUGAUUAUCUGGAAAAUGGCUUAGCUAGGCAUUGGUGGCGUUUUGGGAUACUAUACCAACAUAGCAAUGUGUACUUCUUCUUCAUAUGAUAAUCAUACUCGCGUUUCUGGUAAUGACAAUAUUGGAGGUGCU
Molecule: messenger RNA, 1742 nt
Organism: Didymella exigua CBS 183.55
Lineage: Eukaryota; Fungi; Ascomycota; Dothideomycetes; Pleosporales; Didymellaceae
Product: 4-hydroxyphenylpyruvate dioxygenase
Exons: 1
Coding region: 379-1596 (405 amino acids)
Biological process (GO): L-tyrosine catabolic process
Molecular function (GO): 4-hydroxyphenylpyruvate dioxygenase activity
Source: RefSeq, a predicted model, not a curated record